Messenger RNA from Caenorhabditis angaria, 570 nucleotides. Lineage: Eukaryota; Metazoa; Nematoda; Chromadorea; Rhabditida; Rhabditidae. The record is from the annotation of a GenBank genome assembly.
AUGUCUGGUGGUGGAAAUCAACCAGCUGAUGCAGUUGUCGAAGAAGAUGCCGCAGAAUGCCGUUUCCCAAAAGGUUUGCUUGUUUUACAUUUUUCUCGCAAAAGCAUUUGAUUUUUUUCAGAAUUCGAAGUGUCUACUUGUGAUGCACUUCUUACUGCCGAAGUUUUCUUAUUAUUAGAGCAUCGUCGACUUCAAAGUGAAUCAAAAGACGAAAUCGAAGAGAUGAGCGAAGUUGGUUUUUCUUUUUCUUUCUAAAAAAUCAUAAAAUUUUCAAGGUUUUCAUCAAAACAUUGAACUACGCUCGGCGAAUGGCAAGAUUCAAAAAUCGUGAAACUAUCAGAUCAGUCCGCGGUGUUUUUGCUGAAAAACAUUUUCACAAGUUCGAAGUUGCACAGAUUGCUAAUUUGUGUCCAGAAAGUGCAGAAGAAGCAAAGGUAUUUUGAAAAUCAAAUUAAAUAUAUAUUUUCAAUAUUUCUUCAGGCACUCAUUCCAUCUCUUGAAAAUAAAAUCGAAGACGCUGAACUCGACGAAGUGUUGAAAGACGUUCAAGCUAAACGUACAUUCCAAUAA